AUGGAUUCAAACAAUCCUUAUGGGGGUUCAGGGGGGUACUUUAGCUUAAACAAUUUCCCUUAUGACAGCUUCUCCCAAAAUGUCAACUUUGGGGCUACUCCUCCCACCCAAUUCCCACCUUUUAGCCAACAACCAUCUCAAGGCUGCCAAAACCCUUCUCCUAACCAAAACCCUUCUGGUAGCCAAAACCCUUCUCCUAACCAAAACCCUUCUCCUAACCAAAACCCAAAUCCGUUAAGGGAGAGAAGGCAGUGGAACACUUCUGAUGAUCUUGUGUUGAUCAGUGGGUGGCUGAACACAUCAAAAGAUGUGAUUGUGGGCAAUGACCAAAGGUCAGGGACCUUUUGGAAAAGGAUUUCUGACUAUUAUGGAGCUAGUCAGCAUGUGUUGAAUGGUGCAGAACGAAGACUGCCUGAUCACUGCAAGCAGAGAUGGGGAAGGAUAAGCAAAGAAGUCAGCCACUUCUGUGGAGCUUAUGGUACUGUUGAGGCUGAAAAAGCAAGUGGCAUGAAUGAUGUAGACGUUCUCAAGAAUGCUCAUACAAUCUACAUGUCACUUUACCAGAAAAAGUUUGGUCUCGAGCAUGCUUGGGUGGAGUUGAGACAAGAACAGAAAUGGUGUAGUCUAGGUGUUAUGAACCCUAGUAGCAACACAUCAAGCAAGAUAAGGAGAGGUGAGGAUGCUCCACAAUCUUCACAUGGUUCGAUUGCAAAUCAAACAGAGACCAGACCCGAAGGAGUGAAGGCGAUGAAAAGUAAAAGGUUUAGGGGAAAAGACAAAGCUCCACCUGUUAAAGACUAUCCUCAGCUUCUUGGUCAAACCACGGCUCGUAAGUGUUUGGAAAAUUUUGUCGUCGGAAUUGUUGACUUGUUUGGCGAUGAAUACCUAAGGCGUCCUACACAAGAAGAUCUCGAAAGACUACUUUAUAUUGGCGAACAACGGGAAUUUCCAGGGAUGGUUGGAAGCAUUGAUUGUAUGCAUUGGGGGUGGAAAAAUUGUCCAACCGCAUGGAAGGGUAUGUAUUCUCGAGGAACUGGAAAGCCAACUAUUGUUUUGGAGGCGGUUGCUUCACAAGAUCUCUGGAUAUGGCAUGCUUUUUUUGGAGCACCAGGUACUUGUAAUGAUUUGAAUGUUCUUGAUCAAUCACCGGUAUUUAAUGACAUUAUACAAGGUCAAGCCCCUCAAGCAAACUACUAUGUCAACGGAAUGGAGUAUAAUAUGACUUACUAUCUUACGGAUGGUAUUUAUCCCGACUGGGCGACAUUUAUUCAAUCUAUCCGACUACCACAAACCCCGAAACAUUCUUUGUUUGCAAAACGUCAAGAAUCUGCACGGAAAGAUGUUGAACGUGCAUUUGGAGUCCUUCAAGCAAGGUUCACCAUGGUUAAGAAUCCAUGUCUUCUAUGGGAAAAAGGAAAAAUCGCUUAUAUUAUGAGAGCAUGUCUCAUACUUCAUAAUAUGAUAGUAGAAGAUAAACGACAUUCAUACACUCUAUUUGACAACCAAGAAUUCGAAGAAGGUGCCCCAGAUAUAACGUUUUCGAACAACAUGGCUACAAAUCUCGACGGUAUAGGUGAUCGUCGCAGAAGAAUACGUGAUAAACAAGCACAUCACCAAUUAAAAGAGGAUUUGAUUGAGAAUAUAUGGACAAAAUUUGGACAUCUUCCAAAUGAUUAAAUACGUUUUUAAAUAUUGUAUCAUUUAAAUAAAAUGUUAAGUGCUUUCAUUU
Capsella rubella is the source of this 1729-nucleotide messenger RNA. RefSeq lists its product as uncharacterized. The coding region runs from base 1 to 1677 and encodes 558 amino acids. Lineage: Eukaryota; Viridiplantae; Streptophyta; Magnoliopsida; Brassicales; Brassicaceae. The transcript is spliced from 2 exons. The record is from RefSeq and is a predicted model, not a curated record.